Molecule: messenger RNA, 610 nt
Organism: Eufriesea mexicana
Lineage: Eukaryota; Metazoa; Arthropoda; Insecta; Hymenoptera; Apidae
Product: DNA replication complex GINS protein PSF1
Exons: 4
Coding region: 1-585 (194 amino acids)
Biological process (GO): DNA replication; DNA strand elongation involved in mitotic DNA replication
Cellular component (GO): GINS complex
Source: RefSeq, a predicted model, not a curated record
AUGUAUGGAAGGAAGGGUUUUAAACUUAUAUCAGAACUAGAUUUAUUCUCUGAUAUACUACCAUUUAAUGAAGUAUUAGUUAAAGAAAUUUUAGAAGAGAUGCAAUCUCUCUAUAAUGCGAAUAUGGCAGAUAGCAAUGCCAUCCGAAAUGGUGAUAAUAUGGCUUUAUUGCCAUCUGUACAGUUAAGACAUAUAGCAUUAACAAGAAACAAAAGAUGCGUUUUAGCAUAUAUAUAUAAUAGAAUGAGAAAACUAAGAGAACUACGUUGGGAAUUAGGAAGUAUUCUACCUGCAGAAAUAAAUUCUAAUCUGUUAAAUGCUGAAGUUCAGUGGUUUCAAUCAUACAAUAAAUGUUUAGCUACAUAUAUGAGAUCUUUGGGAGAUGACCAUGGAUUUAAUCUAACAGCAAAUAUCUUACCUCCAAAGACUCCUUAUGUAGAGGUAAAGUGUGUGGUAGAUUUUGGAAAAUUGGAACUGGAAGAUGGUCAGAUUAUAUUGUUAAAAAAAAAUACAUAUCAUUUACUGCCAAGAACUAUAUGUGAACCACUGAUAAGACAGGGCAUACUUGAACAUAAUAGUACAUAACAUAAUUAUCUUUAUAUUUUGUUAA